Messenger RNA from Lasiodiplodia theobromae, 1104 nucleotides. RefSeq names its product Glycosyl hydrolase family 43. Gene Ontology annotation, molecular function: hydrolase activity, hydrolyzing O-glycosyl compounds. Gene Ontology annotation, biological process: carbohydrate metabolic process. The transcript has a single exon. The record is from RefSeq and is a predicted model, not a curated record. The coding region runs from base 1 to 1104 and encodes 367 amino acids. NCBI's taxonomy places the organism in Eukaryota, Fungi, Ascomycota, Dothideomycetes, Botryosphaeriales, Botryosphaeriaceae.
AUGUUCUACGCCCGUUUCGCCGCGGCAGCUCUGCUGUCCGCCCUCACUGUCGACGCAGCCCCGACACCCGGCAAUCCUGUCACCAAGCCGCCACACUUCAAGACGCAGAAGGUGGUGCCAAAGCAAUUCGCCGACCCGGGUCUGCUGCACGACGGCGACACCUGGUACGCCUUCGCGACCAACAAUGGCAAGCAAAACGUCCGCGUUGCCACCUCGACCGACUUCAACACCUGGACCGUCAAGGAAAACUGGGACGCGCUUCCGCACGCCGGAGCAUGGACGGCGCAGCCCAAGAUGCAGACGAACAAGCUGAUGCCGACGUCCAGCGACUUCCUGGACACGAUUGGCGAUCUGCUCGAGGGCCGGUGGCCGUGGUCGAACGCGCCGCCGGCCGUGUGGGCGCCGGACGUGCAGACCAACGACGAGGGCAUGUACGUGCUGUACUACUCGGCGGCGAAGAAGGACAAGCCUCGGCACUGCGUCGGAGCCGCACUGGCCGCGACGCCGGACGGGCCCUUCCAGCCCCAGGCCGAGCCGUUCGCGUGCCACGACGACCAGGGCGGCAGCAUCGACCCGGCGGGCUUCAAGGACACGGCCACGGGCAAGCGCUACGUCGUGUACAAGAUCGACGGCAACAACGCCGGCAACGGCGGCCUCUGCGGCAACACGAAGGCCCCGCAGGUGCCCACCCCGAUCAUGCUGCAGGAGGUCGGCCCGGACGGCGUCACCAAGAUUGGCGAGCCCAAGCAGAUUCUCGACCGCGGCGAGGCUGACGGCCCGCUCGUCGAGGCCCCCUUCCUGCACCGCACCGAGAGCGGCAAGUACGUGCUGUUCUUCUCGUCCAACUGCUACUCGACCGACCUCUACGACAUCGGCUACGCUUCGGCUGAUAGCGUCGAGGGCCCCUACACCAAGGGCGGCCCCUUCGCCGUCACUGGCGUCGCUGGCCUGAAGGCGCCUGGUGGCGCUUCGAUCGCGCUUGAUGGAAAGCACAUGGUCUUCCACGCCGCCGAUGCUGACGGUGGACGCGCCAUGUACACUGCUGAGGUUUCGUUCGAUGAGACGCCCGAGAAGCACAUCAAGGUGGUGGGCAAGAACGCUUAA